CCAGACUCUGUUGGCUGCUUUUUUAAGACUUGCUAAGUGGCCAGCUGAAAUGACAGACAUGUGUCUGCAGAGGAAGACCUUUGCCUUCACCCUGGAGAGAAGGGGCCGGGCUGCAGCCUCUGAUGCCCCUGGAGACGAGCCCCAAAUCUGGGCAGAGCUGGGGCAGGAAGGCAGAGCCCACGGGGCCAGAUGCUAGGGGCAGCGGGAGCCCUGCUGUGUCCAGGCUGGAGUGUCCACACCUUCGCCUGCCACGAGGUUUCACUACUGGUGCAGGAGGUGAUGGCGGAGGCCCCUUCCUGAGGCUGGGCCGGGAGCUGCGACAUGACCGUGGAGCUCAGGGACGUCCUGGUGCUGCUGCCCACGCGGGAACAGCUGCGGCUGGUCGUGGGGUCAGCACACACAGGACGACACGUGAGCAAGGUGGAAGGACUGGCGCUCUCUACACAGGGGUGCCUAGACCUCAGCCUUGCUCUCAGGAGUGGCCUGUGCAGUGUUGGGUUGGGGGACAGAGCCCAGUGGGCACAUCCUGGCAUGCAGCUCACCGCACACCUGUCUUGGGCGCCCCGACCUCAUGCAGACUCCUGUACUGAGGUGCAGGCCACGGGGCGCGAGCUCUUCCAGCAGGUGUGUGACAAGACCAGCAUCAGAGAAGUCCACUUCUUUGGCCUCAGCGUGGUCAGAAACAACGAGUAUAUGUUCAUGGACUUGGAGCAAAAACUCAGCAAAUACUUCUCAAAGGACUGGAGGAGAGAAAUGCACCAAGCACCCGGGAGACGCAGGGCCCCCUUCGUGACCUUCCUCAGAGUGCAGUACUACGUGGAAAAUGGGCGGGUCAUAAGCGACAGGACAGCCAGGCACCUGUACUACUGCCACCUGAAGGAGCAGGUGCUGAGGUCCCAGUGCGUCCACCGCGAGGCGGCCUACUUCCUGCUGGCUGCCUACGGGCUGCAGGCUGACCUGGGCAACCACCGCGAGCGGGCCCACGUGGGCCGGUACUUCGAGCCACAAGCCUACUUCCCGCAGUGGGUGAUCACCAAGAGGGGCAGCGCCUACAUCCUCAGACAUGCACCCGCCGUGCACCGCGAGCAGCGGGGCCUGAGCCCCAAGGAGGCCGUGCUGCGCUUCAUCAGGGAGGCCUGCCAGCUGGAGGACGUGCCCGUCCACUUCUUCAGGCUGUACAAGGAUAAGAAGGAAGAAAGACCUACCAUUGUCCUGGGACUGACACUUAAAGGAAUGCACAUCUAUCAGGAGGUGAACCACACCCCACAGCUGCUGUACGACUUCCCCUGGUCCCAGAUUGGGAAGCUGGCAUUCCUGGGGAAGAAGUUCGAGAUCCGGCCGGACGGGCUGCCCUCGGCCCGGAAGCUGGUGUACUACACGGGCUGUGCCUCGAGCUCCCGCCACCUGCUGCAUCUGCUCCGCACCAGCCACCAGCUGCACCUCAGCCUGCAGCCCACACUGCGGGGGCUGCGGCAGCUCGAGGAGGAGCAAGAGAAGAAGUGCUACCGGGAGUCGUACAUCAGCGACGCACUGGAGCUGGACCUGCACCCAGCCAGCAGCGGGGACAGCGGCGACAGUGGGGCCAGUGGCCGGCGUCCUUCCCCCCACCUCUCGCUCCUGUCGGCCGACAGCCAGGGCAGUUCCUUGGGCCUGGAGCCCGGGGAGAUGUCAGUGGACGGGUCCUUGGGGACCGAGGCACUCCAUGGGGAGGUGCCGUCCUGCAGCUCUAGCACCAGCCCAAGCAGCAGGGACACAGACGGUGGUAGCAGAGGCUGGCGGGACAGGGAUGCACAGGACCUGGAUCCAGGGAAGGCCUCUCGUCCCCGGGAGCCCAUGGCAGUACUGCAGGUCACACUGGUCAGGAUGAGGGGCCGCAGUGCCAAGACCCUGCACCAGAUCCCUGAGGCAACCACAAGCCACAUGGACCAGCACAGCCGCAGCCUGGAUGACGUGCGUCCGCGCCCCGCCCCGCGCCCCGCCCCGCGCCCCAAGCCCUUCCCGCGCAGCUGCCCCCUCGGCUUUGAGCUGGACCCCAGACCCCUGGUCCUCUACGAGAGGAGGUCCACGAACUGCCUCUCCCUGGACCUGCUCGGGGAGGACCAGCUUCCGGAGGAAUUUGUGGUGUAGGCGCUCGUGGCGCAGCUCUGUCCGUGCUGCACAACUCGGUCCAUGCUGUGGGGCUCCGCCCAUGAGGGGCUCCGUCCACGAUGCACGGCUCUGCCCACAUGGGACUCCAUCCACGCUGCAGGCUCCGCGCACGUGGGAUUCCACCCACACAGCAGACUCAGCCCAUGCAGGGCUCAGUCUACUCUUCAGACUUCGUUCACGUGGGAUUCCAUCCACUGGUACAGGCUCUGUCGAUGUGGGAAUCCAUCCACGCUGCAGGCUCCGUUCAUGCAAGACUUCAGCCACGCUGCAGGCUCCGCCCACGACGCACGACUCAGUCCGAGCAGCAGGGUUCCGUCCCUCGGUCCACUCGGGUGAAGCUCCGUUGGCGCCUUGCCAGCCUCCCGAGUCAGGCCAGUCUCUGACCCUCUUUUUGCCCUGGAGGUGCCCACCAGAACCGGGUGCCUGUUGACCCAGGCUUCAGGCGCCAUCCCAUCUACCCGAGACAAUUCCCCGUGUCUUCGCCUGUCAGAGGCGUGGAGCCGGCUCUAAUGGUGGAGCGUAGGUCCCACGUCUCCUGGGGACCACAGCAGGCCUGAGCUCCUCCGGAGGGCUGUCCAGGACCAGUGGUGGCGUGGAGGACCUCUAACCUGCGCGGGACGGCUGGGGUUCUCUCUGCCAUUGACUCCCCCUGGAUGGCUAGCCAAGUGCACAGGCUUUCCCGGAGUCCUUGAGCUCAAGGUCACAGUCAUGCCCCACCCCAGGCUCUGGGGAGAACACUCUGCAGUUCUUGCUGCUCACAGCCCUGGGCCUGCAGACAGGCCCCUCUGUGAGGUGUGGGCCCAGCUCUGUCACCCCGGAUCUGCAGGCGGACACCCCACUGUCUGCCAUCCACAGAAGUGUCCACACAGACGUGUGGACACCCGCUUCCCACGGAGCUCAUCAGAACCACAGCAGGAAGCCCCAGCGGCACCACGGCCGUGUCCUGUAUAUGCCUGGCUCUCUGUGAGACACAAGAGAAGCCUGCACAGAGCCAGGGUCUCUCCCUCCUUCCAAGCACAAGUGGAGUUUGAAAACGAGGGGUGACAUGUGUUCCUUGUCCCUCCCCCAGAUAUGCACCCGGUCCCCAGGGCUGUGAGCUGUCGGCAGCAGGGGCUUCUGGGCUGCCAGCCUGGGUCAGUGCCAGUCACCCUUUAAGGGUCAUUGCCACUGGCCACCCCCACCCUCCACCAGGAUAUUGGAGGGGGGUGGGGGCAAAGAUGGGGCUGUACCUUCCCCCUCCGUGUGGGGGAUCAGAGACGCUGCCCCCCAUGCCAGCCUCCAGUGGUGGCUGCACAGGGCCUGCAGCCGGGCACUGUUUUGCAGGCCAUGCUGCUAAGACUCCUGGAAGGUGUCUGGGAGGGGCUGUGGGGGCCUUCGGGGCCCUCCCACGGUGCGUGAGAGCCUGGCGAGCAAAACAGCGUGACAGCAGACGCAUGACUCCAGGCUCAGCACCCACAUGGAGUGGACAGUGGACCCGCAUGGUCAGGAGUGGUGUCCGCAGACCAGAAGGCCUGGCCGUAGUGCAUGGCUGUUUCCUGUCAGCCAGGCGGCCAG
This is a messenger RNA of Rhinolophus ferrumequinum (greater horseshoe bat), 3702 nucleotides long. It is a transcript of the gene FRMD1, whose product is annotated as FERM domain containing 1. Bases 322 to 2127 code for a protein of 601 amino acids. NCBI's taxonomy places the organism in Eukaryota, Metazoa, Chordata, Mammalia, Chiroptera, Rhinolophidae. The record is from RefSeq and is a predicted model, not a curated record. Gene Ontology annotation, cellular component: cytoskeleton; cytoplasmic side of apical plasma membrane. Gene Ontology annotation, biological process: positive regulation of hippo signaling. The transcript has 15 exons.